AUGUCAAUGAAGGCAAUAAACACCUACAUAUGCAAAGGGUGCAAUCUCUUCUACAAUCUAGAUAAUCUUGAUAAACUGAAUACUAUAAAUAUUAUUUGUGACAACCAUCCAGAGAAAAUGAUCAAGACUUAUUGCAAAACUAAUAAGUAGUUGCUUUGUAAAAUUUGCUCUGCUAAUUGCUCUUGUUCCAAUCAGGGAGAGAUGAAUCAUUAGAGUAUUUUUAGAAAAACUUUGGAAGAUUAUAUCUAGCUUAUAAUCCCUUCUCUCUAAAAUGAAUUGGAAAUGAUUCAGGUUCUUCUAAAAAAUCUUCAAUAAUAUCAAGAUAAGAUUUUUGGAGCAACUUAAUUUAUUAAAAUGAUGACUUAGAUGAGGAAAUAUUUGAGUUCAGAACAGUCGCUAGAAAUGAAUAAACUAUUUAAUUUUGAGAACAAUCAAAUUUAAUUUCAACAUUCCGAACUGUAAAAGCAUGAAACUAUUCAGAUUCUAAAUUCAAAACAGAAUUAGGAGGAUAUUAAGAUAAUAGAGCUUGAAAAACAAGUUGCUGAUCUACAAAAUUAAUUGAAGGAAGCCUAAGAUCAAUUAUUAAUCUAAGCUAAAACUUACUAAGACAAAUUUGAUUCUAUUUCAAAACGAAAUAAAGAUAAAUUCGAUACUUUAACUCUCGACUAUAAAACAAAUUUAGAUUCCUUGUCUAAUGAUAAUCAAGUUAAACUUGAUGCUUAGUCUAAAUAACACUAAGCUAUGCUAAAUAUCUAGCUUUAAGAAAAUUAAGCUAAAUUAAAUGAUUAAUAAGUAGAAUUCUAACUCUAAUUAGAAAAUACACAAAAAGAAAGUCAUGAGAAACUUGCUUUAUUGACAAAAGAAAAUGAAAUGAAGCUAGAAUCUAUGUAAAAACAAAUUUAAGCUUUGCUAUAUUCGUAAACUCAAGAGACAUAAAAAUUAAAAAAUCAUGCUAAAUAGCUGGAAGAACAGCCAUAACCUUCUGCAUUAGGAAGCUUAGUCGACAAUAUUUUAAAUCGAAAUAACUUGUCUAGGCUGUUUUAGCUUACUGGUCCGACCAUACUUCUCUAUAGAGCAACAAGAGAUGGAUUUAAAGCAUAAGACUUUCACAGUAGUUGUGAUAACAAAGGGCCUACAAUUUCUUUUAUUAAAAGUCAACAUAAUUAAAUAUUCGGAGGUUACACAUCUCUCUCUUGGAUGUCUCCUAAUAGUGUAGCUUUUCAUAAAGAUAAUGAUUCAUUUUUGUUUAACUUGACAAAGAACACUAUGCAUAAAUAAUAUCAGAAAAUUGAUUAUGGAAUUAAGCAUGACAAGAAUUAUUUAAUGGCUUUUGGUUAUGGUGAUAUUAUGAUUUCAUAUGAUUGCGAUAUUAAUAGUUAGAGUGUUUGUGAUUUAGGUGGUACAUAUAUGCCUCCAAAAGAUGCUACCUACUUGUAAUUAUCAGCUAGGAAUCAUUUAAGUGGAAGUUAUAAUUACAAAGUAACUGAAAUAGAAGUGUACUAAGUUUUAGUAUGA
Messenger RNA from Stylonychia lemnae, 1515 nucleotides. NCBI's taxonomy places the organism in Eukaryota, Ciliophora, Spirotrichea, Sporadotrichida, Oxytrichidae. The record is from the annotation of a GenBank genome assembly.